AUGGGGGAGACACAACUGCAGAUUUGCAGAAAAGUUGUCCUUGCGACGGCAAAUCUAGAGGGAACUGAGGUUGAUGGGCUGGAAAUUGUUCGGGAAACACAUUUUCUAAAUGGGCCUGGGUCAGGGAAUGGGCCCUAUAAACACUGGUCUAGCUUGGACCUAAUCAAAGAGGGGGAAAGUGAGACAACAAUUCAUGUUCUGUGGGAAUGCCCUGCUGCAGCAGAUGUGUGGGGUGGAGAGAACAACUUGCUCAAUAAAUGGAAGAGGCAAUUCUUUGACUUCCAAUUCCUGUGGAAUAAAAUGAGACUAAAGCUGAGCAAGGAGAUCGUGGAGUUGGUAUCAAUAAUGUUCUAUCAGAUAUGGGUAAGGAGAAAUGCCUUCAUUUUUCAGAAUCAGUUUUCAAAACCGAAGUCCAUUGGUAUAAGGGCUCGAGCUGAUUUAUCAUAUUUUAAAGAAAACAACAAGGAUAGGUCCAAGUGUGCUGCAGGGACUCAAGGGAGAACUCCAAUUUCAAGAUGGGAACCCCCUGCAUGGCCAUAUCUCAAAGCUAAUUUUGAUGCAGCUUUCGACAAAGAGAAAGGGAGUAUGGGAGGGGGUGUGGUGAUUAGAGAUUCAGAUGGUAGUGUACAAACAGUUUUGACAACCUAUAAAGACCAUAUCUCAUUAGCUCUCCAAGCCAAAAGUAAUGCCCUCCUCAGAGCUAUGGAAUUGUGUUAUGAACUUGGUUUUAACCAAGUCUGUUUUGAAGGGGAUGCUAAGACUGUUGUUGAUGCAGUGAACUCCAAUAGUGUAGAUAACUCAUGGUUGGGUCAAUUGACAGGGGAUAUGCAUCAAAUGAUGAAGCACAACCAAGCAUGGCGCCUCAAUUCUGUUUACAGAUCAGCAAGCAAAGCUGCCUACACGACAGCAAAAACUUGCUAUUAG
This is a messenger RNA of Juglans microcarpa x Juglans regia, 924 nucleotides long. RefSeq lists its product as uncharacterized. The record is from RefSeq and is a predicted model, not a curated record. Gene Ontology annotation, molecular function: RNA-DNA hybrid ribonuclease activity; nucleic acid binding. Bases 1 to 924 code for a protein of 307 amino acids. Lineage: Eukaryota; Viridiplantae; Streptophyta; Magnoliopsida; Fagales; Juglandaceae. The transcript is spliced from 2 exons.